Molecule: messenger RNA, 1833 nt
Organism: Trachymyrmex cornetzi
Lineage: Eukaryota; Metazoa; Arthropoda; Insecta; Hymenoptera; Formicidae
Product: O-glucosyltransferase rumi homolog
Exons: 6
Coding region: 43-1266 (407 amino acids)
Biological process (GO): protein O-linked glycosylation; positive regulation of Notch signaling pathway
Cellular component (GO): endomembrane system
Molecular function (GO): UDP-xylosyltransferase activity; UDP-glucosyltransferase activity
Source: RefSeq, a predicted model, not a curated record
UGGACUGCCCUGGACUUGAACGAUUACAAAUUGUGACAAAAUAUGUUAAUAUUAGUUUAUAUCAUAUUUUUGACAAUUUUCGCUGGUCGCCUGUGUGAAGAAGAAUUUUGUUCAGCAGAUAAUGAGAUAAAAUCCUGUAAAGAAAAUGAGAUUGCUCACCAAUAUUCACUGUACACGAAAGAAACAAAUGAAAGAUACAAGAAAUAUCUAGUGGCGAUUCAAAAUGCAGAGCAAAACUACAAAGAAUGUAAUAACACAAAGCAUAAGUGCUAUAAAGAUGUAAUUGUACGAGACCUAAGGCCAUUUAAAAAAAAGGGCAUAAGCAAAGAAAUGAUUGAAGCUGCUAAAACUAGGGGUACAUUUUACCAAAUAAUCAAAGGUCAAUUGUACAGAGAGAAAGACUGCAUGUUUCCAGCCAGAUGUGCUGGAAUUGAACAUUUUUUAUUAAAGAUAAUUGGUAAUUUAUCCGAUACAGAUUUAGUUAUAAAUACUAGGGAUUAUCCUCAAUCUAGUGAAUAUUUUGGAAAUGCUUUGCCAGUUUUUUCAUUUAGUAAGACACCACAAUAUUAUGAUAUUAUGUAUCCAGCAUGGGCAUUUUGGGAAGGUGGUCCAGCUAUCUCGUUAUAUCCCCGUGGUCUUGGCAGAUGGGAUCAACACCGUAAAACUUUGAAUAAGGCGAGUUUGGAGAUUUCAUGGGAAAAGAAAGAAAGUAAAGGAUUUUUUCGUGGCUCUAGAACAAGUUCGGAACGCGAUAAUUUAAUUUUAUUAAGUCGUAAUAAAUCUCAUUUAGUAGACGCUCAAUAUACUAAGAAUCAAGCAUGGAAAUCUAAUGAGGAUACUUUGCACGCAACACCAGCGUCAGAAUUAUCUUUAGAAUCGCAUUGUACAUACAAAUAUUUAUUCAAUUUUCGAGGUGUGGCAGCUUCAUUUCGACAUAAACAUCUAUUUUUGUGCCGAUCACUGGUCUUUCACGUCAGCGACGAAUGGAUGGAAUUUUAUUAUUAUGCCAUGAAACCAUGGAUUCAUUACAUACCCGUUCCCAAAAAUGCAGAUCAACAAGAGUUGGAGGAUUUGAUUGAAUUUGCAAGGAACAAUGACGAUUUAGCAAAAAAGAUUGCUCAUCGCGGAAGAGACUUUAUAUGGAAUAAUUUGCGAGUGUCAGACGUUAUACAUUUUUGGAAACAACUUCUUAAAAGCUACAGUAAACUUCUAGCAUAUAAACCAGUAUUAAAAAAGGAUCUCAUAAAUAUUAGAAAAGAAUUAUGAUGAUUUUAUACAAAUAUUAAAGAUGAAUCUCGUGCGAUAUCUUCCUAUAUAAGGAUAAGUAUACAAAAAUAAGAGAGAGACGCCUAGUGUGUGUGCGUGCGCGCGUGAGUGUAUUUAUGUAAACAAAAUACGUAUAUAGCUAAUAAAUGCAAUUGAAAAUAUGAAAUGGUUAAAAUAAACAUAUGUAUUUAUUAAUAUUAUUUAUAUGACAAUGAAAAAUAUAAUACAAUAGAGAUUUUGUUUAAGGCACGACAAAAUAGCGUGGCAAGUUUCAAUAUGAAUUAUUAAAUAUCCUAAUAUCAGUAGUAACACAAAGAAAGGCGUUGCACAAUUAAAAUUACGUAUUAGACGAUAAUAUUCGAGCUGACUCAAACGAUAAUAAUUUAUAAUGAGUUUAAAAUAAGAUCAUGUAGUAAAAAAGUUAUUUUUGUGUUGCACAGAAAUUCUCUUAUUCAACAAAUAUUGAUGAAAAAUACAAAGCCUUUCUUCUUUUACUCUGAUAAUACUUAAAGGCUAAGUAUAAUCUUUAACAAUUAAGUACUGGUCAAACAUUCGUAUUAGACUAAA